AUGUCGCACGAGGCCCUCAACCCUAUCCAUCGUUCUGUUCUUCCCCACCUUGACCCUACAUUCGUCAAGCUCUACAAUGAACACGUCGCAAACACACCUUCCGGUCCAAUUGAUCUCGCCUUGCUACGAAGCAAAUACUCUGUCCUCUACUCUUACGGCACCGGACCAGCACCCGAUUGUCGGAUUUAUGACACCCAAGUCGCAGGUCACAAUGGCGAUUUGAUCGCCGUGCGCGUGUAUGAGCCGGAUUCCCCCGGUCCUUGGCCAGUUCAUAUCGAUUUCCACGGCGGAGGAUGGGGCCUUGGCGACCUCGACACAGAGUCCCACAUCUGCAAACACAUCUGCGCCAAGGCAAACGUCUGCGUAAUCGACGUGGCGUACAGACUGAUACCCGAACACGCAUUCCCGAUUGGAAUCCAAGACUCUUUCGACGCCCUGCAGUACAUCCAUGGCAACAGCGCGGAAUUCAACAUCGACCCAACCCGUAUCUCACUAGGAGGCGUCUCAGCCGGAGGGAACAUCGCUUUGAUCUGCGCACAUCUCGCCCGGGAUUCCAAAAUCCCCCUCCGACUAGUCGCAGUUGGCACACCGACUAUUGACGAUAUCUCCAAGUACACUUCUGCCGCCGACGCACCGUGGCCAUCAAUGCAGGAGAUGGAACACGCGCCUACGCUGAACUGGGCAAGACUGAAGUGGUUUGAUAAUUUGAAGUGGCAGAGUUUGGCAUCCGAGGGACCUGUGAGGGAAGCUCAGAUCACAGCUAUGAAGUGGUAUGCCAAUGCGCUCCAAGCACCGGACUUUACUGGAUUGCCGAAAACUGUUAUAUACACGGCUGGGUGUGAUCCCUUGCGUGAUGAAGGUGAGGCUUAUGCGAGACGAUUGAUCGAGGGUGGGAAUGAGGUGGUUCAGAAGCGAUUUGCUGGUGUUCCGCACCCUUUUAUGCAUAUGGAUGAGUAUCUGUGGCAGGCAAAGGAAUUUAUUGAUUUGACUGCGGAGCAUAUUCGGGCGACUUUGCAUCGGUGA
Molecule: messenger RNA, 1023 nt
Organism: Penicillium odoratum
Lineage: Eukaryota; Fungi; Ascomycota; Eurotiomycetes; Eurotiales; Aspergillaceae
Product: alpha/beta hydrolase
Exons: 3
Coding region: 1-1023 (340 amino acids)
Molecular function (GO): hydrolase activity
Source: RefSeq, a predicted model, not a curated record